AUGGCCUGGAAUUCAGCGACAGUCCGGCUUGAUCCCCACGCGGGGGAGACCACAACGCGGAGUGACUUACUGGCGGAAGCAAAGGGAUGGCUUCUAUUCUUCAAAGGAUCGUGGGUGCCCGCCCCGGACCUAGACCAAGAACUGCAUACCCGACGAGCUCUUAUGGAACGAUGGGCCGCUGCGGACCAGAGCUUUCGUGAUGUCCGUAUUGCUUCUUUCACUUCCGAUCCUCAAGGAACAGACUCAUCUAGCCUAGGAUUAUGUUCUCCGCGCGCUGUUCUCCGCGCGAUCUCAGCCGCGGAGGAUGCGAUGUCCCGCCACCCUCCUGGAUCAGCACCGUCUCACACCGAUUUAUUUGCACAGCUCCCGUGGACCGAGAAGGGCACCGUACAAACUACGUCCAUCUUCUCAAGAUCCUAA
Aspergillus clavatus NRRL 1 is the source of this 420-nucleotide messenger RNA. RefSeq lists its product as uncharacterized. Bases 1 to 420 code for a protein of 139 amino acids. The transcript is spliced from 2 exons. The record is from RefSeq and is a predicted model, not a curated record. NCBI's taxonomy places the organism in Eukaryota, Fungi, Ascomycota, Eurotiomycetes, Eurotiales, Aspergillaceae.